AUGCCUUUUCUCACAAUUCUGGUUAUAUUUUCUACUCCACAAGCCGUCCGUUUGAGCCAAAACGCGACUAGUUGGCUGCUCGUUUUCUACUCGGGCAUCUAUUCAUCCACAAUUUCAAACUUGGCCGUUCAAUUUGUGUACAGAUAUUGGGCGAUUUUUGAUGAAAAAAGCUUUGGAUUUUUAAAGGAUCGAGAUUUCUCAUCUUGGCUUAUGAUUCCAAUGGAUCCAUCAGAUGGCGAAAUUAUAAUCAUGUACUGCGCUAUUCGUAUGUACUUUGAGAUGGAAUCAAAAGUGCAAAUCUUGUCUCCUGCGCUUAGGAACUUACACAGACAGUUCUUCAAGACCCUUGUUUUGCAAGUGGUCACUCCAACGGUAACCUUGUUUGCGCCAGUAACUGUAUUGAUCUAUCUACCACUUUUUGAUCUACAACUUGAUCUACCAUUUGGAAUAUUUCUAUCAACUUUAUCGAUUUUUCCUGGUACGGAUGCAAUUAUUGUGAUGUAUGUAGUACAGGACUACAGGUUGGCCAUGAAGAAUAUGGUCCAAAAAUUUACUGGAAGUAUAAUUACUUGGGCGAAUAGUCCAAGUGCCUUGUCAAUAAAUAAUUUGAAUAUUUUUCAAAACAUUUUUUGUAACAUUAAAGUCUAG
Caenorhabditis briggsae is the source of this 648-nucleotide messenger RNA. The record is from RefSeq and is a predicted model, not a curated record. The coding region runs from base 1 to 648 and encodes 215 amino acids. The transcript has 5 exons. Lineage: Eukaryota; Metazoa; Nematoda; Chromadorea; Rhabditida; Rhabditidae.